Messenger RNA from Hyla sarda, 1240 nucleotides. RefSeq names its product mitochondrial ribosomal protein L12 (gene MRPL12). The transcript is spliced from 5 exons. The record is from RefSeq and is a predicted model, not a curated record. Gene Ontology annotation, cellular component: ribosome; mitochondrial large ribosomal subunit. Gene Ontology annotation, biological process: mitochondrial transcription; translation. Bases 354 to 932 code for a protein of 192 amino acids. Gene Ontology annotation, molecular function: structural constituent of ribosome. Lineage: Eukaryota; Metazoa; Chordata; Amphibia; Anura; Hylidae.
CCUGUGCAGAGGAAAAGUGCUGUUGCCCAUAGCAACCAGAUUGCUUUACAUAUUUUUUUUUUUUACGGCCUCUGAUAGGUUGCUAUGGGCAACUGUUCCGCAUCCCCUCUGCACCUAUCUGCUAGUGACGUAAAGUCACAUGACCAGCCGGGGACAGGGAGCGGCAUUAUCAGGGCUGCUCGUGACGUAUAAUGUUCGCGACGCUGAAAACAAUAAAGUUUUCCUUGUCUGGCCGGCGCGGUGUCUUUUGGGUAGGUCACAGUGUGGAGGACUCCAUGUGUUGUAGCCGGUGACAGGGGGAGUAGUGUGGAGCUCGUGUGCCUGUGGUGUCCGUCCUGUCCUCCGCUCUAGUCAUGUAUCCUGCCGCCCGCUGCUGCUGGAGACUGCGGAGCACCGCCGCCUCCUCCCUGUGCAGGUUAGAGCUCUCUGCGGUGAGGUAUCUACGGACGUCCAGCACGCUGCACAGUGACCCCUUACCCAGCCCGGCUCUGGACAGCGCCCCCAAAGUGUACCCUCCGAAAAUACAGCAACUGGUCGACCAGAUAGCCAGCCUCACCCUACUGGAAGUCUGCGACCUCAAUGAACUUCUCAAGAAAACGCUGAAGAUUCAGGACGUGGGCAUGAUGCCAAUGGGUGCAAUGAUGCCGGGUGCAGUUGGUGCUGCAGCACCUGCUCAGGCCGCAGAAGAGGAGGAAGCGCCAGCGAAGAAAGAGAAGACUCAUUUCACUGUAAAGCUAACGGAGGUGAACGCUGCAGACAAGGUCAAGCUCAUCAAGGAAGUGAAGAACUGCGUGCAGGGCGUGAACUUAGUGCAGGCCAAGAAGAUGGUGGAGUCCCUGCCGCAGGAGAUCAGGGUGAACGUGGCUAAAGAGGAGGCGGAGAAGAUGAAGGCCGCCCUGGAGGCUGCGGGGGGGAAGGUGGUGCUGGAGUGAAGCACGCGGACUCUAUAAGACAGUAAAUUCGGGUCGCUCUCUGGGGUUUUACGCCCUGAACUCCAAAGACCCCAACAUGGCCGGUCCGAGGAUGUAGACCAAACAUGGCCUUCAGCUGAUAUUAUGGGGGAGCGGCGCUGUGAAGGUUUGUGAUGGGGGGCGGUGCCGCUGUAUAUGGUCAGGGUGGGGUGCGGUCUCUUCACCCCCCUCCAUGUACAUUGACCUGUAGAGCACUUCACCCUUCAUCGAUUCCUCAAUGCCCCUUAUCUAAUCUUGUUUUAUACAUUAAACUCUUGCCUUCAGGCUGC